AUGGAACAAUUAAAAGCAUUGGUGAAAAGCCGUUCCAGACUCAAGGGCAACAUCACACGUUGUCUUUCAUGGGCUGAGCAAGCCCAUGUGUCGGCAACACAAGCGGAGAUCUCCACGCGCAUACAACUUCUCCACAAAGUUUGGAAGGAGUUCAACCAGUUCGGCGAUUGCAUUGCUCUCCACGAGGAUGUAGAAGGCAUUGUGAAUGGCAGCAACGGUCUGCACUCCAACGGCGAUGCAAUUGUAAAUUUGCUACAACAAAACCAACAACUAUUUGAGCGACUGGCUGCAAAUCAGGCUCAUUCGAGCACGUCGGUUCAUGUUGGUGGUGACGUCUCUUUGGCGAAUUCAAGUUCGGUACAUGCGGCGAAUUCCAAUUUGAGUGAAUUGCCGAAAAUUCAAAUCAAAUGGUUCACUGGCAACUGGCAUAUUACCAAGUGGCCCUCUUUUCAAAACAUUUAUGAAAGCACAAUUCAUAACAAGCAACAUUUGUCCAACACCCAGAAGAUCCAUCACUUGAAAACACUUAUUGUUGAUGAGGCUGCCAACUUGGUACGGCACUUGGCCAUUACAGCUUACAACACCGCUUGGGAACGUCUGAAGGAAAGGUGCAAUCGUCCACGGCACAUUGUAAACUCAUUUUUGGAGCAGUUUAUGAGCCUACCAACAACUAGAAAAAUGGGACGCGAUUGCUGGAUCAUCUAUCUGGCCCUGGAGAAACUGGACGCCGACACGCGGCGUAGGUGGAAUGAGCGCAGCAUGGACACAGAUUCCCCCACUCUCGAGGAAUUCUUCAAAUUUCUGGAUUCUCGUUGCGAGGAACUGGAACUGAGUAAAAGGGAGCUUGGGACUUGUAGUAAGACAACAACACAUGCAGAAAAACCAAAAAGGGUCACACAAUCGAUGGUUGCGGUCGAAGGCAGUGGCUGGACCAAAUGUAAUUCAACAGAACACACUCUGUAUAACCGUCAGCUGUUCUUGGAUAUGUCUGGGAUGCAGAGGCGAUCCUUCGUAAAGGAGAAAUCACUGUUCUACAACUGCUUGCGACCUGGUCAUGGAAUAGCAGGCGAGGACGAGCGAAACAUAGGUGCGUCCAACAACACUUCGGUGACUCUCAGUCAUUUCGCCCAAGGAGAGGGCACUCAAUUAGUUGUAUGUGCACAGGGCACUGCAAAAUCUGCACAGGAAACGGAAGUUAAGCGAAGCAUAUUACCAACUGCCAUAGUUUCGUACGUAUCCGAGCGUUGCAUUCAAGCUCUCGGAUUGACAAGUUCGGCAUCACGCAUCUUGGUUACGGGAAUCUCUUCGGUGAAAGCAGAUACGACAAGGAGAUGCAGCACCUUGCAUAUCAAGACCCAUAUCUCCGAGGAUCAUUUGGUUGUCUACGCCCACGUGCUAGGCAGAAUUACUUCUUCGCUGGAACGCCAAAACAUCGAUGCAUCGGCACUCGAGGCAUUCAAGGAUCUGCAGUUGGCGGAUACAGAAUUCAACACAAACUCACCUGUUGACAUUCUAUUGGGAAGCGAACACGUAUGGUCGGUGUUUACAGGACGAAAGAUGUACGACAACAAGGGUAAUCUUAUCGCCAUUUCUUCGGUGUUCGAAUGGGUAAUAACAUCACUCAUCACAUCAAAUCCAAGCAACGCUAUUGCACUGACUGCAAUAGUAGACAUAGGCGCCACGCUUCAGAAGUUUUGGGAUUUGGAAAACGUUCAAAGCAGAGCAAAACUGGAUCCGGAGGAUGAUCAGGUCGAGAAGCACUUUCUCGCCACUCACAGUCGCGAUGAAAACGGGAAGUAUAUCGUGGAUCUUCUAUUCAACACAGAAAACCCCGAUUUCGGAGAAACUCUGCAAGGAGCGCUCAAACGCUUUAAAUCGGUUGAGCGGCGGCUGCAACGGAACGACCAGCCGUACAUAGUACUUCUGGGUCGGAAGCUACGAGUAGUUUUCGAUGGAUCUUCUCGUGAUGCCAAUGGUAAGGCUUUAAAUGACUCCCUGUUUACAGGUCCCAGUAUCCAGCGCGAUCUAUUCGCUGUGUGCCUUCGUUUUCGAAUGUACAAAUUUGCAUUCUCAGCGGAUAUCGUAAAAAUGUUCCGCCAGAUAUGGGUCAACGAAAAGCACAGAAACUCCCAGAAAAUCGCUUGGAGAGAAUGGAUGGAUCUUUAUCCAUCCGAUCUUAUCAAGCAUUUCCAAUUGUGUACAGUAACCUACGAAACUUCAUGCGCACCAUUCCUGUCUGAGCGAGUGUUGGAACAACUUGCUGUCGAUCAUCAAGAGGAAAACCCAAAUGCGUCGAAAAUCCUGCUGGAGGAUUUCUAUGUAGAUGACGUUCUUACUGGGUCAAACACAUCGGUGAAAAGCCGUUCCAGACUCAAGGGCAACAUCACACGUUGUCUCUCAUGGGCUGAGCAAGCCCAUGUGUCGGCAUCACAGGCGGAGAUCUCCACGCGCAUACAACUUCUCCACAAAGUUUGGAAGGAGUUCAACCAGUUCGGCGAUUGCAUUGCUCUCCACGAGGAUGUAGAAGGUUACGUCGAUCCGGAGAUGGAUAACGCAAUUUACGAAGAAAAGUACCUAAGGGCGAAAGCAAUUCUCAAGGACAGAAUGCUCUACAACCAAGUACAUCUACAGGCAUUGUGA
Messenger RNA from Drosophila rhopaloa, 2640 nucleotides. RefSeq lists its product as uncharacterized. The record is from RefSeq and is a predicted model, not a curated record. The transcript has 6 exons. Lineage: Eukaryota; Metazoa; Arthropoda; Insecta; Diptera; Drosophilidae. The coding region runs from base 1 to 2640 and encodes 879 amino acids.